AUUUAACAUUUAGCCGCGGAAGUAGUGAAGACAACAAAAAGCUGGAGGAGGCGUCACGUUCAGGAAAGCUACACUUAACUAAAAUAUAACUACAAGCGUUCAUAUUUGUAAAACAUGUCUGGGACUUCAUCGGUGGCUGGCGAAGUAUUUGUAGAUGCUCUACCAUAUUUUGAUCAAGGUUAUGAUGCGGCUGGUGUCAGAGAAGCGGCUGCAGCGUUAGUAGAGGAGGAAACAAGGAGAUACAGACCCACCAAGAACUACCUAAGUUAUUUACCCACACCUGACUUUUCUACGUUUGAGACUGAAAUCAUGAGAAAUGAGUUUGAAAGACUAGCAGCUCGACAGCCUCUGGAACUUCUCAGCAUGAAGAGAUACGAGCUCCCAGCCCCCUCGUCAGGGCAGAAGAAUGACAUCACAGCGUGGCAGGAGUGUGUUAACAACUCGAUGGCCCAGCUUGAGCAUCAAGCCGUGCGCAUUGAGAACCUGGAGCUGAUGUCACAAUACGGCACCAAUGCAUGGAAGGUCUACAACGAUAACCUCGCCUUUAUGAUUGAGAUGGCUCAAAAGGAACUACAGAAAUUCAGAAAGCAGAUUCAGGACAUAAAUUGGCAGCGAAAGAAUGAUCAGCUUGCAGGAGGUGGCAAACUCAGAGAGCUGGAGUCCAACUGGGUAUCUCUGGUCAGUAAGAACUAUGAGAUUGAGCGUGCCAUCAUUCACUUGGAGAACGAAGUUUCACAACUCAAAAACCAGCAGGGAGACGAAAACAAAGAGAACAUUCGGCAAGACUUUUAGAACACAGGAGUGGGUAUCCUGGGGUUGGAACCUUGGGCAUCACAAACCAGCAACAAAAUAACUUGAAAAAGUUUGUAGUUUCUUUAGUUUGGCAUGUCAAGAAUCUAAAAAGAGGCAGCGAUUUUGUUUGGACAAAUCCUCUUUCAUUGUCAAUGUUCCUUUCGAAUGGUCUUUUCUGAGUCACGGCUCUGGAGUGUGUUCAUUUUGGGCAAUUUCAAAGGCAUGUUGUCAUAAAGUUGACAGCAUUCUGCAUAACCAAACAGCAGUCUACUAGUUCAAUACAGUCAUGUCAACAAAUACAGAUACAAGUUUAAAUAGUUUCAUUUCUAUUAAAAUGAUAUACUGUGUUGUCAUUUUCAUUUAGAUUGAAGGAGGAGACCACAGCUGUCCCCCACCAUUAUUUGUUAAUUUUUAUACAAAUAUAACUCUUUUCAAAUAAAAGUUUUUUACACAAGUA
Hypomesus transpacificus is the source of this 1249-nucleotide messenger RNA. It is a transcript of the gene bcas2, whose product is annotated as BCAS2 pre-mRNA processing factor. Gene Ontology annotation, biological process: mRNA processing. Lineage: Eukaryota; Metazoa; Chordata; Actinopteri; Osmeriformes; Osmeridae. The transcript has 7 exons. The record is from RefSeq and is a predicted model, not a curated record. Bases 115 to 792 code for a protein of 225 amino acids. Gene Ontology annotation, cellular component: precatalytic spliceosome; Prp19 complex; catalytic step 2 spliceosome.